This is a messenger RNA of Penicillium atrosanguineum, 726 nucleotides long. RefSeq names its product L-threonylcarbamoyladenylate synthase. The transcript has a single exon. The record is from RefSeq and is a predicted model, not a curated record. Gene Ontology annotation, biological process: regulation of translational fidelity. Gene Ontology annotation, molecular function: double-stranded RNA binding; nucleotidyltransferase activity; tRNA binding. Gene Ontology annotation, cellular component: cytoplasm. Bases 1 to 726 code for a protein of 241 amino acids. Lineage: Eukaryota; Fungi; Ascomycota; Eurotiomycetes; Eurotiales; Aspergillaceae.
AUGCCUCGUACAAUUCCAGAGCCAGGAAAUGUGCCAAAUGUGCCUCAUGACGCCCGACAAGCUUAUCAGACUCUCAAGUCCGGCGGAGUCAUCAUCGCCCCAACAGAUGUAGGCUAUGCACUUCUGGCCACUUGUCAGGCCGGGAUUCAAAGAAUCUUUGCUGCUAAAGGUCGUCAAGAGAGCCAUAACAUCGGUAUCAUCGGAACGUAUCUGCAACAUCGAGAGAUUCAUUUGUUGCCGGAGUCAAAAUUCGAAUUGACGCGUGUGUUGACGGAAGAUAUGGGAAUGAUAAUCGGAAUCAUCGCCAAGUUCGAUUCAAAGAGCCUUCACCCGCGUUUGGCGGUGCUAGAUAAGGCUACACUGUCUCAGGUCACAAAUGGAGACACGGUUAGCAUCGCCAUACCAGAAGGACCUUUCUUACGAGAGCUCGGUCGGCUUUGCGAUGACGACCCACAGGGCAUAUUAAUGUUCGGAACGUCCGCAAAUCUUACGGGACAAGGGCAACGAUUUCGGAUUGAAGACGUGGAGCCCACCGUGCUUGCAAGUGUUGAUUUGAUUGUUGAUUACGGCCUGCAGAAGUGGCAUUUGUACGGCUGCGGUGGUGUCAAUCUCGAUAUUGAAAACAUGCAGGUCCUACGUAAGGGAGCGGGGUACGAAGUUUGCAAAGACAGGAUCUUGAGAUGGUUUCCACGCCUCUUUGAUGAGGCGGCCGGCGGCCUUGACUAA